This is a messenger RNA of Doryrhamphus excisus (bluestripe pipefish), 6246 nucleotides long. NCBI's taxonomy places the organism in Eukaryota, Metazoa, Chordata, Actinopteri, Syngnathiformes, Syngnathidae. The record is from RefSeq and is a predicted model, not a curated record.
ACCAAAUGGUGGCGGUAAUGUGUCAGUAUGUUGUUUUAACAAGCUCAGAGAAAAUCAGACGAAGACAUUCAACUACAACUAGCAAAGAAAACGGAAAAAUGAAGACAAAAGUGGUGCCAGUCCUCGCCAAAAGACUAUUUUUAUUUUAUUUUUAUUAUUUUUAUUAUUUACUUUUACGCUGAUGUCUUUGGGGAUGUCCGGGAUCAGCCAGUCCACGAGGUCAUUCAUCAGCAUGACGACAUUCUGGUGCUGCUUCUCCCUGGAGAAGGUGUGGGACAGGUGUUUGAUGUUCCUUGGUUGGCGUCCCUCAACAUGCGGAUGAAGAGGCUCCACAACUUUACUGACUAGGAGGACAUCCAACUGCUGCACCAAUGCUGUGGAGGACCUUGUUGGACCAAAAGACCAGACAUUUCAGCAGGGCGCAGUUGCUUCCCCAGGUGAAUGCAGAAAAGCAAUCAAGCUGAGCUGGUGGGGCUUCAUGCUGUUUCAGGCCUCCUGAGAGGAGCCUGAUCACAUCAGUCAGCAAUGAGCUCGUGGCCGACAGGGGGAGCCACAGAUGGUUCAAUCACAACACCAUUGGUAUCUAUUCUAUUCCAGCCAUCCUAAGGAGCGUAUUCUUGGAAAUGAACACACCUCGCAGUUUCUGGUGACGUAUUGGUAAAGUUCCUCGUCUGUAAUUACAUGUUUUUUUUACAGUAAUGAUGGAAUCACCGCAGUCUUGAAACCUGCAGUGCCGGAGAAAAGCCAUAGAUUUAUAAUAUUGAAGAUUGAAGGAACUGAAAUUGGGAACAGCUCUUUAAUGAGUCAACUUUACACUCCACAAUAUAGUAGACAUAAUAAGAGAAAAUAAGACAUAGAAAACCUCUUUACCACAUUCUGAAUGUACUUUUUAACAUCAGACAUGAAAUAACACUCCCAUAUUCCUAUUUACUACACUCCCGUUAUCCAAUAUAAGUGGACAUAAUAAGACAAAAUAAGACAUAGAAAACCUCUUUACCACAUUCUGAAUGCACUUUUAAACAUCAGACAUGAAAUAACACUCCCAUAUUCAUAUUUACACUCCCGUUAUCCAAUAUAAGUGGACAUAAUAAGACAAAAUAAGACAUAGAAAACCUCUUUACCACAUUCUGAAUGCACUUUUAAACAUCAGACAUGAAAUAACACUCCCAUAUUCAUAUUUACACUCCCGUUAUCCAAUAUAAGUGGACAUAAUAAGACAAAAUAAGACAUAGAAAACCUCUUUACAACAUUCUGAAUGCACUUUUAAACAUCAGACAUGAAAUAACACUCCCAUAUUCAUAUUUACACUCCCGUUAUCCAAUAUAAGUGGACAUAAUAAAAGAAAAUAAGACAUAGAAAACCUCUUUACCACAUUCUGAAUGCACUUUUUAACAUCAGACAUGAAAUAACACUCCCAUAUUCCUAUUUACACUCCCGCUAUCCAAUAUAGUGGACAUAAUAACAGAAAAUAAGACAGAGAAAACCUCUUUACCACAUUCUGAAUGCACUUUUUAACAUAAGACAUAAAAUAACACUCCCAUAUUCAUAUUUACACUCCCAGUAUCCAAUAUAAGUGGACAUAAUAAAAGAAAAUAAGACAUAGAAAACCUCUUUACCACAUUCUGAAUGCACUUUUUAACAUAAGACAUAAAAUAACACUCCCAUAUUCAUAUUUACACUCCCAGUAUCCAAUAUAAGUGGACAUAAUAAAAGAAAAUAAGACAUAGAAAACCUCUUUACCACAUUCUGAAUGCACUUUUUAACAUAAGACAUAAAAUAACACUCCCAUAUUCAUAUUUACACUCCCAGUAUCCAAUAUAAGUGGACAUAAUAAGAGAAAAUAAGACAUAGAAAACCUCUUUACCACAUUCUGAAUGCACUUUUUAACAUCAGACAUGAAAUAACACUCCCAUAUUCAUAUUUACACUCCCGUUAUCCAAUAUAGUGGACAUAAUAAAAGAAAAUAAGACAGAGAAAACCUCUUUACCACAUUCUGAAUGCACUUUUUAACAUAAGACAUAAAACAACACUCCCAUAUUCAUAUUUACACUCCCAGUAUCCAAUAUAAGUGGACAUAAUAAGAGAAAAUAAGACAUAGAAAGCCUCUUUACCACAUUCUGAAUGCACUUUCAGUACAGCCCUUGAGACAUGAAAUAACACUCCCAUAUUCAUAUUUACACUCCCGUUAUCCAAUAUAGUGGACAUAAUAAAAGAAAAUAAGACAUAGAAAACCUCUUUACCACAUUCUGAAUGCACUUUUCAACAUCAGACAUGAAAUAACACUCCCAUAUUCAUAUUUACACUCCCGUUAUCUAAUAUAAGUGGACAUAAUAAGAGAAAAUAAGACAUAGAAAACCUCUUUACCACAUUCUGAAUGCACUUUUUAACAUCAGACAUGAAAUAACACUCCCAUAUUCAUAUUUACACUCCCGUUAUCCAAUAUAAGUGGACAUAAUAAAAGAAAAUAAGACAUAGAAAACCUCUUUACCACAUUCUGAAUGCACUUUUUAACAUAAGACAUAAAAUAACACUCCCAUAUUCCUAUUUACACUCCCAGUAUCCAAUAUAAGUGGACAUAAUAAAAGAAAAUAAGACAUUGAAAACCUCUUUACAACAUUCUGAAUGCACUUUUCAACAUCAGACAUGAAAUAACACUCCCAUAUUCCUAUUUACACUCCCGUUAUCCAAUAUAAGUGGACAUAAUAAGACAAAAUAAGACAAAGAAAACCUCUUUACCACAUCCACAUUCUAAAUGCAUUUUUAAAAAAGACAAAAAGUGUAUCACUUUUGCUGUUUCUUUUUUUUCUUUUUCAGUCCAACCAAUAUUUUUUGUUGACAUUUAAACACUCAACUCAACUCCCAACAGGAAAUAAAACAGGAGAACAGGAGAAGGGCUCGUGUACAUGUCGAGUUGUCUUCAUCAGGGCGGAGGUGGCCUUGCUUUCCCACAAAGACACACUUGAUGACGAUGACGAUGAUGAUGAUGAUGAUGAUGAUGAGAAGGAGGGACAUCGGGUUACCAGGUUACCACUCGUCCAAUGAAGGAUGAAUGCAGCAUCGAAGGAAAGACACACUUAGUGACAGAGAUGCUUCAGUCAAUCUGAGGACGCUCUGCCAAGCUGCUGCUGCUGCUGCACAAACACACAGAGGCCGAACAUGGACGCCCGGGAGGAGUGGAGCCAAAAGCUGAGCGCACAUAAACUGCCGGAUGAAAAAGUGCAACAUGGACGGCGAGGGCUGGUGAGCUCUUUGCACAAACUCUUCAGGAACUCCAACACGCUGCACAUUCACUCCAUCAGCCGUCUCGAAUGUGCAGGCUCCUGCCCAGAUCUGAUGAUGAGUAGACGAGAACUCGCAGAAGUGCGGCGGCCAGGCCCCGUGGCCCUCACCCCCCAGCUGCCCCCCAGGGUGCACCGGCCUCUCUGCAUGUCGGUGUCGUCGGACAGCAGUGGGCGCUUCCGGGCUCUGGAGACGCAGGAAUGGAAGAACAACCUCAAAGCGCAGAUGGAGCAGGCGCACAGUGCCGGCGCCGCCAGCAGCACGGGCUCCCUCGAGCGCGCCUCUCUGUUCUGCGCCUCCAGCGGUCCAGUCGAGCUCCUCAGCAAGAACAAGUCCUCCAGCCGCUUCUCUCUCUUCUCGCCGCCAUGGAACAGCAGCUCCGAGUCAGACUCCAACCCUCCGUCGCGUUCCGGCUCCAAGAAGCUCCGCAACUACAGCAGGAGGGCGGCGACGGGCCCGGCGGGAGCCCGCAGCCCCGACACGCCGGAGCCCACAGUCGGUGGCCCGCAGCAGGUGCAGUACUUUGAGCCGCUCAUCUCCAAGGUGACAGACUACAUCUUCGUGGGGAACCUGAACGCAGCGUACAACGGGCGCGUGCUUUGCCGCAACAGCAUCGACAGCAUCAUCGACAUGAGCGGGGCGCCGGGGGAGGCGGGGCCGAGCCUCAGCCUCAUCCCGUGCACGUGCUCCCGCGGCGCCCGCCACAGCUGGUCCCGCCUGAAGGUGGACAUCGGCGACGUGAAGCAGCGCUGCUUCGAGGACAUCAACGACUGCAUCGAUGCCUCAGCCCAGAAGAGGAAGCGCGUCCUGGUCCACUGCCGCGACGGCUUCUCCCUGGCGCCCACUUGCGUCAUCCAGUACCUGAUGCUGAAACGCAACAUGAGGCUCAUCGCCGCCUACGAGCUGCUGCGCGCCAAGUACCCCCUCAACAUCCGAGAGUGCCACCAGAACCUUCUGGUCAACCUGGAGAGGGCGCUACGACCCGGAGAUGUCGACCCUCAGAGCUUCAAACAGGCCAUCUCCAGGAAAGUGGCCUGGACCUGACCCACUUUUCCCAUCCUGCUCGGCAGCAUUCCUGCUCUUCUCCCGCCUCCCCUGGAGGGUGGUAAAAGUUCUGAGGUGACCCAUGAAAACAUCACUCGGGACGUUUUUCUCUGGGUCAGCGCCAUCAGAACCUCUCAGGAGAUCGGUGUAUGCUUCUCCUGGGACCAGGUGGUUUCUUAUCUUUGUGAGGUUUCCUCUCUAAGAAAUAGAUUUUUUAUCCUGGUUAGAUGUUUGUGUAGAUGUUCCGAUCCAGUCAACAACAACAACCACCUUGGCUUGGUCCUUGUGGGGUCCGUCCACAAAAAAGACUUUGAACACAGGAGUGAGGAAGACCACCCUGUGCUGUCCUCUGUGAGGAACACUUGCUUGGUUCUGAACAUCACCAUUUGGACCUCUGGACUCUCAAUCUCCAUUUUGCACAACAUGCAAACUUUUAUUUGUGUCAAAUGUAAUAUUGUUGAUGCUCGUUGUUGGAACUUUACUGCUACAGAAGGAAGCACAGGGCUUGUAAACCAGGGGUGUCCAAUGUGCGGCCCGUUGUCCAUUUUCAGACCGCAUCUUGACAGUUAUUACGGUAAUCCCUCGCCACUCUUUCACUUGGUCACGGAUUUUCAGAAAUAUAUUGAUGAAUCAUCCUUUUAAGGUUGAAUACGACAUAUUAGUCCAAAAAAUAUGCUAAUAUACGGCCGAGUGGCUAGCACACUGGCCUCACAGCUAGGAGACCCGAGUUCGAUUCCACCCUCGGCUACCUCUGUGUGGAGUUUGCAUGUUCUCCCCGUGCAUGCGUGGGUUUUCUCCGGGUACUCCGGUUUCCUCCCACAUUCCAAAAACAUGCUAGGUUAAUUAACAACUCCAAAUUGUCCAUAGGUAUGAAUGUGAGUGUGAAUGGUUGUUUGUCUUUUUAUCAAGAGUAUCAAACCGAACCGUUUAUUUUGUGUAUGAGACACACAGGCACCAGACUUGAUGGGCGGAACAACAGGCUUUUAUCGUAGCUUUGAAUGACUAAUAGACAAAUAAUCCCCGACACAUGUUUCUUUAGCGCCUGUAACCCACACCAAGCUAAAACUCAACUCUGAAACCCCCCGCAACAUCACUUCCUGUCCGCUUCCCUCGCACCUGAACACAUUCUUAACACUACACACGACCACAAGCCUUCUUUUUGUUUUAUAUGUCUUACUGUAUAUCGGGUAAUAGGAGUGUAAAGGUGACUAUAGGGGUGCUAUUUCAUGUCUGGAGGGCUCUAAUUGUGUCGAUGCUCUCACGACCGAAAUAUUUAAAUUAUAAAUCCGGGGAACCAAUUAACUGCCAUAAAUGAGGGAUUACCGUUGUAGUAGUGACAUGACAGAUGGUCGAUAUGGAUAUCAUUUCAUAAUGAUAUACAAUGCAAUGUAUGAAAUAGUUAGCGGUGGCUCCCGCCGUGGACACCCCUAGCCUAAAUGGUCCAAAUGCAACAAAUUGAAGAAAAGUGUAUCAUGACUACACCCAUCCAAUUGGAAAGUCGAGGGUAAAAGUGUGAAAAUGUGAACAUUUAGGUUUCUUAGUCUCGCGAUGAAACCGCUCAUUUGUCAAAUUUGAAGUACUAAGCAUGUAUGCUAACUUCCUUCAACGUCGAGUGAAGUGGUUAGCGUCGGCUAUGCUAACAACAAGUAACGAACAUGGCAUAUUUGUCUUGAUUUGUGCAGUGACGUGACUUUUUUUGCACAUUUGCUCUCGCUUGGAAAUAUACUGAGUGGUUUUCAUUUUUGGCGUGUAUAAAGUGAAAAUGUUUCUGUUUUGUGGUUCGUGAUGUCGGUGCACUGCAGGUGAAAGUGAAGUUCUCCUUCCUUCCUCAAUGUUCUCAGGUGAAUCCUCGCUGGUCCUCAAUAUGGCGCCCCCGUCCUUUUACUCAUUAAAAACGGACAAUGACUUGUUCUUCUCAAGAUG